This is a messenger RNA of Salmo salar (Atlantic salmon), 438 nucleotides long. Lineage: Eukaryota; Metazoa; Chordata; Actinopteri; Salmoniformes; Salmonidae. The record is from RefSeq and is a predicted model, not a curated record.
GAACCAGUUUUGAAUAAACAAGGACAGAAGCAUGCCAUGUGUUGUUGGGUCAGAGGCGAAGGUUCAUAGUUGAAAUCCGAAAAGAUGGUGGCGCACGCAGAAAUACGCGUGGUUCAUCGUGGUGGUAGCAAAAUAAACUUCAGAGAGCCAGUUAUUACAAAUGAUUCCAGGUUCCUUUUGUGUGCCUCGGGGGAGUCAGUGAAAGUGUACAGUUCCAGCUCAGAGGAAUGCGUCCAUGAUUUGCAGGGACACACAGACCUGGUGUCAGGCAUUGUCCGCAACCCUUCAAACCACCUGCAGGUAUACUCGUGCUCAGUAGAUGGCACUGUCCGAUUGUGGGACUUCACAGAUGGCAUCCUCAUCAAGACCUUCAUUAUUGGGUACCCCAUCUACUCCAUAUACGUCUCUGAAAAUCAUGGAGCCUUCAGCUCGAUCUGA